Malaya genurostris is the source of this 590-nucleotide messenger RNA. Its product is annotated as cuticle protein-like. The record is from RefSeq and is a predicted model, not a curated record. The transcript has 2 exons. The coding region runs from base 87 to 557 and encodes 156 amino acids. Gene Ontology annotation, cellular component: extracellular matrix. NCBI's taxonomy places the organism in Eukaryota, Metazoa, Arthropoda, Insecta, Diptera, Culicidae.
UAAAUACCUUUCGAGACUAUUUCGAAAAUAUUAGUCGCUCGAUAGCUGUUCAAACCUUAAGUUGUAACAAUCAAUACUAACUGGAGAUGGCGUUCAAAUUCUUUGCUGUGCUUGCUCUUGUUGCGGCGGCCAAUGCAGGCCUUUUGCCAGUUGCUGUGAAGCACAUUGAAUACGCUGAUGCUCCCGCUGAGUACCAUUUUUCGUAUUCCGUUCAUGACGAUCAUACCGGAGACAUCAAAAGCCAGAGCGAGGAACGUCACGGGGAUGAUGUCAAGGGACAAUACACUCUCAUCGAUGCCGACGGUUACCAGCGUACCGUAGACUACACCGCUGACGAACAUAACGGAUUUAACGCUGUCGUACGUCGCGAUCCUCUUGGCCAUAAGGUUGUCAAGGCAGUGGUUCCAGUCGCCAAGGUCAUUGCUCCGGUGACUCACCAUUAUGUUGCUCCAAUUGCCAAGGUUGCUUUGCCGGUUGCCAAGGUCACCAAGGUAGCUUACCCAAGCAACCUUGCCACCGUCAGCUUCUCUGCGCCAAGCUUGAGCUAUCACUAUUAGAACAGUUUAGAUAAAUUGAUUAUGACCAGUAAU